Molecule: messenger RNA, 1236 nt
Organism: Triticum turgidum subsp. durum (durum wheat)
Lineage: Eukaryota; Viridiplantae; Streptophyta; Magnoliopsida; Poales; Poaceae
Source: the annotation of a GenBank genome assembly
AUGCCUCGCACAAGCAGGGCAGAGAAAUCGUUGAAGUCAUGCAACGAGGACCGGAUCAGCGCCCUGCCGGACGACGUCCUGCGCCAUGUUCUUGGCUUCCUGCCGGCAGAUGAGGCAGUGCGCACCUGCCUGCUUGCCCGGCGCUGGCGCUACCUUUGGAAAUCCAUGCGCCGUCUUCGCAUCAACAAAAUUGGGAGGUGGGGGAGCAGCUCUGGCGUUUUCCUUACCAAGUUUGUGAGCUGCAUGCUGCUUCUCCGAGACCCUGGCUCAACUCUAGAUGAGGUCGAGAUCGAGUAUGAACGUCAUUUUGACGACGAUCAUACUUGGACAUCAACAUGGAUCCAUCAUGCUUUGUCAUGCCAAGCUCAGGUCCUCACUGUCAAGUUCCCUUUGCAUCAGUUCUUGGUCUGCUAUUUGGACGGCCCUCCUCUUGUCUCCCGGUAUUUAAGAAGAUUGCAGGUUUCUGAUGUGACGUUGAAAAGCAACUUCCUAAAAUUUUCAAGCUGUUCAGCACUGGAGUAUCUGAAGAUAAAAGACAGCAACUUAGAGACUGUGAGUAGCGUCCUUUCCCAGUCUUUAAAGCAUCUGAGCAUCGAGGAUUGUUAUUUAAAAAAUGAUGGCCGGAUUCGUAUUUCUGUCCCAAAUCUUGUUUCACUGCAACUCAUAUCAUGUGGAGGUAGAGUCCCAUUGCUCGAAGGCAUGCUGUCAUUAGAAACCGCAGUUGUCAGGCCUCAAGUCUGCUGGAAGGAUUGCUGUCUUGAAGGUGUGGCUGAGGGGUGUUGUGGUACUUGUGCGAAUUGUUGUGGUAAUGAUGACCACAAUGGUGGCUGUAUACUUUUUGGAGGUCUGUCUCGUGCUAAAAACCUGGAGUUGACAGCUGAUCCGGAAAUGUUUAUUUUCAGAAGGGAUUUGAGGUGGUGCCCUACAUUUAGUAGGUUAAAGACAUUGUUGCUGAGCGAGUGGUGUGUGCAACCUGACCUCCAUGCACUAGUUUGUAUGCUUGAACAUUCACCGGUUCUUGAGAAUCUGACACUUCAAUUGUGUGAGCAAGAAAAAACUAUAUAUGAAAUGGAAGUGGAAGAAAAUCCUGGUUUGAUGGAGAAACCAGCUGCUAUUUCGGGAUACCUGAAGACUAUCGAAGUCAAAUGUGAAGAGGUUGAUAACAGAGUUUGCAAAGUUCUGAAGUUCUUGAGUACAUUUGGCAUUGCAAUUACUAUCCAAAGGACUAACAGAUAG